Cavia porcellus (domestic guinea pig) is the source of this 5177-nucleotide messenger RNA. RefSeq names its product fibrosin (gene Fbrs). The coding region runs from base 1111 to 4050 and encodes 979 amino acids. The record is from RefSeq and is a predicted model, not a curated record. The transcript has 18 exons. NCBI's taxonomy places the organism in Eukaryota, Metazoa, Chordata, Mammalia, Rodentia, Caviidae.
GGAAGGGGGCGGAGAGUGGGAGGAGGCAGCGAGAGGAAGGAGGCGUAGGCUGAGGAGGAAGAGGGAGGAGGGGCAGGAGGAUCCAGGCGAAGAGGCCCAAGACUCCAAAGGAGACGACGGGAGGGUGCGCUGGAGCUCCUUCGGUGCCCAACGGCCGUUCCGGAUCCCUUAAGGCCCAAGUCAGACACGGAGAAAAGCAGGAAGAGACUUUUAUGUCGGCGGACAAAGAAGCUUUACCCGUCACCGUUGCCUCACAUCCGGGACUUUGGAGGGCUGCCCCCCCCUCAGCUCCGCCCCCCUUCGCGCCUUUCAUGGCGACUGGAGGCGGAGGCUGGUGUUGCUGGGCUUGGAGGAAGCCCCUUUAAAUCUCCUUAAAGGGGUGGUCGUCGAACUCGGCCGACUCUGCUGCCAGCCUUAAAGGGAAAGCUGUCGAACAGAAGCUGACAAAUUGAGAACUGGACUGUUGGGGAAAUUGGAGCAAGUGGGAUUUCCCACCUCUUCUCCCCGCCCACGCUACAAGUCCUUUAAAUUCAGCUUAAAGGGGAAGUGGCAGCUUGUGGAGGACUAGAAACUUAACUCGCGAACCCUUAAAGGGACGGUUUGCUGCUUGAAGGAUUCUAGACUCCUUAAAGGGGUGGCCUCUUAACCGGAGGACUUGAGACAUUUUUAAAGGGGAGGUUUGCGUUUUGGGUCGAGAUUUCGGCCCCUUUUAAAGGGGUGGCCCUUCCUCUUCCUCCGGGAGACUAUCCUCGACCCCUGGCAGGGGGCGGCUACCGCACUAGGCCGGCCGGACACAGUCGGGUAGCCUUAAAGGGACCGGGGGCUGGACAACUUGAGGCCUCAUCUUAAAGAGACGGCCGCCCCGUUUUCGCCGUCGCGGCCCCGCCGGCCCCCCAGGGGGGGCCCUCGGGCUUGUCGCCCCGGGGGCGGCGCCGGCUCUCCAGGCCUUGGCCUUGGGGCAAGCUCAGGGCCAGCGGAUCCUGCUCUAAAGGGGAAGCCGUGGCCUUCCCGUCCCUGUGUGGUCGCCAGCGCCGCGCUUGCGACCCCGGGCCUGCGGACAGGCCGCUCCCGGCCCCGCCGCCUCCGGAUGCGGCGCUGAGGGCCGUCGCCAUGGAGACGGCCGCGGCCCCGGGCCCAGGCUGGGCGGCUGAGGGCGAGCGAAGGCGGCGGCGCUGCUCCCGCCGGGACCGUGACCGCGAGCAGAGGCGCCGCCGAGGGCCAGGAGGCGACGCACCCCGAGCCUUGCUGUCCGCCCCGCGCGGCUCCUCGUCUUCAUCGUCGCCGCCGCCGCCCGCCAGGCCUUGGUCGUCGGCUUCGUCCGGAGAGCGCCCCGGAGGCCCGAGGCGGCGGCGGCCCCGACCCAGGCCUCGGCCCCCACGACCCCGCGCUCGGAAGCGGCCCGCCGGCUCGGGCAGCCGCGGGGAGGAGGAGGAAGAAGAGGAAGAGGGGGGCGCCGACGAUGGGGAAGCCGAGGAGGAGCCGGAGGAGGAAGAAGAAGAGGAGGAUUUAAUCGAUGGCUUUGCCAUCGCCAGCUUCGCCAGCCUCGAGGCCUUACAGAAGGAUGCAUCUCUUCAGCCCCCAGAGCGACUGGAACAUCGGCUGAAGCAUUCUGGGAAACGGAAGAGGGGGGGCUCCAGUGGGGCCACUGGGGAGCCAGGGGACAGCUCUGAUCGGGAGCCUGGCCGGCCCCCUGGGGAUCGGCCCCGCAAAUGGCCCAAUAAGCGGAGAAGGAAAGAGGCCUUCUCCCGGCACUCUCUGGAAGCUGGAUACAUAUGUGAUGCAGAAAGUGAUCUGGACGAGAGGGUCUCUGAUGAUGACCUCGAUCCAUCCUUUACUGUUUCAACCAGCAAAGCCUCGGGCCCCCACGGCACCUUCAAUGGGAACUGUGAAGCAAAACUCUCCGUGGUCCCUAAAGUGUCGGGCCUGGAGCGGAGCCAGGAACAGCCCCCAGGGCCCGACCCGCUGCUAGUGCCUUUCCCUCCAAAGGAACCACUGCCUCCACCAGCCCCUCGGCCUCCUGUCUCACCCCCUGCACCCUUGCCGGCCACCCCCAGUCUGCCACCCCCACCCCAGCCCCAGCUGCAGCUUCGGGUCUCGCCCUUUGGCCUCCGCACUUCUCCCUAUGGCAGCAGCUUGGACCUCAGCACUGGCAGCUCUUCACGGCCGCCCCCCAAGGCCCCGGCCCCUCCCGUGGCUCAGCCUCCCCCCUCAUCAUCCUCUUCGUCCUCCUCCUCUUCAUCUGCCUCCUCCUCGUCCACGCAGCUCACCCACCGGCCCCCGACGCCCUCACUCCCGCUGCCUUUGUCCACCCACGGCUUUCCGCCCCCUGGGCUGCGGCCCCCACCACCACCCCACCACCCCUCCUUGUUCUCUCCUGGCCCUGCCCUGCCCCCACCUCCACCCCUGCUGCAGGUGCCAGGGCACCCUGGGGCCUCAGCUGCUAACGCCCUUUCUGAGCAGGACCUGAUCGGCCAGGACCUGAACUCUCGCUACCUGAAUGCCCAGGGUGGCCCUGAGGUGGUGGGGGCAGGAGGCUCGGCCCGGCCUCUGGCCUUCCAGUUCCACCAGCACAACCAUCAGCACCAGCACACCCACCAGCACACCCACCAGCACUUCACCCCUUACCCCCCGGGCCUGCUGCCUCCCCACGGUCCCCACAUGUUUGAGAAAUACCCAGGAAAGAUGGAAGGCCUUUUCCGACACAAUCCAUACACGGCCUUCCCUCCCGCAGUGCCCGGGCUUCCUCCGGGCCUCCCACCGGCUGUCUCCUUUGGCUCCCUGCAGGGGGCCUUCCAGCCCAAGAGCACGAACCCUGAGCCGCCACCACGACUGGGGCCAGUGCCAAGCGGGCUCCCCCAAAAGGGGACACAGAUCCCUGACCAUUUCCGGCCACCUUUGAGGAAGCCAGGGAAAUGGUGUGCCAUGCACGUGCGCUUGGCUUACAUGAUCCUGAGACACCAGGAAAAGAUAAAGGGUGAUUCCCACAAGCUUGACUUUCGGAAUGACCUCCUGCCCUGCCUUCCAGGGCCCUAUGGGGCCCUGCCCCCUGGGCAGGAGCUCUCCCAUCCAGCCUCCCUCUUCACUGCAACUGGUGCCGUCCACGCUGCAGCCAACCCUUUCACAGCAGCUCCCGGGGCCCACGGACCCUUCCUGAGCCCUAGCACCCACAUUGAUCCCUUUGGGCGUCCCACAAGUUUUGCCUCCUUGGCUGCCCUCUCCAACGGGGCCUUUGGAGGCCUAGGCAGCCCCACAUUCAACUCCAGCGCUGUCUUUGCCCAAAAAGAAAGCCCAGGGGCCCCACCAGCCUUCGCCUCCCCCCCAGACCCAUGGGGCCGCCUGCACCGCAGUCCUCUGGCCUUCCCGGCCUGGGUCCGGCCCCCUGAGGCCGCCCGGACACCAGGCUCGGACAAGGAGCGGCCUAUGGAACGGAGGGAGUCCUCAAUCACCAAGGAGGAGAAGGACAGGGACCUCCCCUUCUCACGGCCCCAGCUCCGGGUUUCUCCUGCUACUCCCAAGGCCCGGGCCGGUGAGGAAGCGGCUCGGCCUACCAAGGAGUCCGUGCGGGUAAAGGAAGAGCGGAAGGAGGAGGCUGCUGCUGCUGCCGCUGCCGCCGCCGCUGCUGCUGCCGCUGCCGCCGCCGCCGCUGCUGCUGCCACCGGGCCUCAGGGCCUUCAUCUGCUGUUUGAGAGGCCACGGCCACCCCCCUUCCUGGGCCCUAGUCCACCCGAGCGCUGCACUGGCUUCCUAGAACCAGCCUGGUUGGCAGGUCCUCCACGCCUAGCCAGGCCACCCCGUUUCUAUGAGGCGGGUGAAGAGCUGACUGGACCUGGGGCCGUGGCUGCCGCCCGUCUCUACGGUCUUGAGCCUGCUCACCCCUUACUCUAUAGCCGAUUGGCUCCUCCACCACCACCUGCAGCGGCCCCAGGAACCCCUCAUCUUCUCAGCAAGACCCCACCAGGAGCCCUUUUGGGGGCACCACCCCCUCUUGUGCCCGCCCCCCGGCCUGGUUCUCCCCCCAGGGCCCCUGGCCCUGCCAGGGCUGACAGGUGAAGGGAGGGGAGUGAUAGGGGCAAAGCUCUAUCUAGUUCCUCUUUCCUUUUGGCAAGGUCAUGGAGCUGAAGUUUUAAGGCAAGGCCAGAGGGCAAAGGUCAUGACCUCAGCGUAGUCUCUGAGGUUAUGGACCUGGGAGCAGAGCUCGCAUGAACCAUGGGGUCACUGGGAGGACAGAGGCCACUAGCCUUGAGAGAGGUGUGUGAUAUAUGUGAGCAGGGCUCAUUUCAGAGACCAUGGUUCCUAACCUCUUGAGGGGCACCAGUUCUCCUCUAAGGGCCUCUCCCCAAGGGCUCACUAAGCCAGAGGCCAAAGUGCCCCCCUCCAAUUACCACCCCAGUUUUCAUGCCCUCCAAGAGCUGGAGGAGGAGGGGCUAAAGGAAAGGGGGUUCCAUGUACAUAUUUAUCUCCCACAGCCUCCCAAAACCUUUUGUACAUUUUUACAGGGGUACCCCUCCCAACAGUCCCCUUCCUGGUUAAUUGAAUCCUCAGACUGGUGCUGUGUUCCUAGCCUCUGCUCCUGUGGUGGGAGGGGUGGCAGGGCAAGAGCCGGGAAAGGACAGGUGGGAAUCCAGGGCUCAUUCCUGGGAAUGUGGGGGUGUAACAGGAGGUGAACCCACAGAGGAAGGGACCUAGAGGACCUAGACUGCAAGGAAGGGAAAAUACUUCCCACCUGACUGACAGCCUAGGCCCCACCCAACUUGUUCCUGUUAACUCUUGUGUCCUCAACUCCAAGAAGCUCCACCUCUAAGCCUCAGACUCCACCUUUUAAUGACUCAGUGCCCCAUCCCAUUUCCAAGUGCCCCCAGGACUCCUGGGCCCUGCCCCAUAGAACCCUCUUCUCCAGAACCCUGCCCUAGGCUGGGGGGUGGGCAGAAAAGGUCACCAUGUACCACACACCAAAGAAAGGGGUUGGCCCAGGGGUGGGCACACAGGCAGCUGCUUCAGCAGCCUAACGCAGCAGUCCCAGCCUUCCCAAAGCAGCAGGUGUCUCCAGGCUGGGGCCCAACUAGAAGGCAGGGCUCAGUUUAACAAAACCGUAAAGUUGACUUUUUUUUUUCCCCCGGUGGGGUUUAUUCUGUAACAUGACUUGCGGAUAUUUAUAUAAAAAUGAGUGUUACAAUGAG